AUGGCGGCAAAAAAACCUAUAUCUGUAAAUCUGCGCGACUUGCAACGCGUUCUAAAUGAAGGGAAACCAGAAAUGCCGCGCUUUUCCGGCGGAGCUACCGGGGAAGACGAUGAUGAGCAGCAGGGCUCGUCCUUUGGGGUCAACAGACACAAGUCUGGUCCAGUGAGAUGGGCUAACGAGGACGAUGAUGAUGACUUCGACGAACGAGCAGCGCGCGAUGAUAGGCCAGAGCCGGAUUUCAGCACUGUGAGAAGCACGGAGAACCAAUUCUCAAGGUCCGACUCUCAGACUUACGCUGGCGGCCGCGGCUCGUCACCAGACGGCGAACGCAAACCGGAGGAUGACGUAUGGAGAAGUGGCGCACGACAAACUACACCCGAACCUGUCGAAGAAGAUGAUGUAUGGCGGCGACCAAGCAGCGGAAGGACUGCGGAUGGACAGUCGGGCGACUCUAAGCGCGAUGGCGGGAUGGCCAAUGAUGAGGACGACAUGUUCAACAGAUCGGCUAUGCAGCGGGAAACCCGCGGUAAGAAGCUCUACGUGCCGCCGUCCAAAAAGUACGAGAGUACAUCCUUCAACUUUGGAGAUGGGGGUUCUGGCGGCAAAUCGAGAUUCAGCUGCCUAGACACGGGUUACGAACGGAGUUACACGACCUCCAACGUGGAGUCUAACAAAGCGUGGGAGGCAUUCUCAAUGCAAAGACGUGACUCUGAGACCCGGGAAUCUGGAGGAUACAAUGGAAGAGAUGCCUUCAAGGACUUGAACAAAGAGAACUCAAGAUCGUCAUUCUUCGGAGAACAGCAGAAAUCCGGAGCUUACGUGCCCGCAUACAGGCGCGCACAGACGCAAAAAGCGGUCUGGACGCCAAAGAACUCAUCUGUGCAAGAUAUCUUCAUCAAGGCUGCUGGACUCACCGAGACGAAGGCCGCGGAGGACAAGAAGAAACCAACAAAACCGGAGCCGCAAAAGGAGGCUCGGGAACAGCAGCAACCACAGCCUGACGCGCAGGUCCAGCAGAUGCGAGAGGCGGUGUUGCGUCACAAUCGCAUGUACGAAGCAAACCACGAGACCAUCAAGAGGGUGGUGGAUGCAGCCAAAACACUCCUCAGUGGCGGUGCGAUGGAUAUUCAGCAGGUGGUGCCUGAGGACGAGGAAGAACUCGUACCAGCCGUGGUGGCAUGCCUAGUGGCGGCCAAGGCGUGCGAAACGAGCUCCGAUCUAAAGGAUGUGCACGAUAAGUUCCGUGCAGUAGCGGGCCUGGUCAUCGAGCUCUGUGAGAGACGUGAAGAAAACAUCGAGGGCAAGCUGCUGACGGAAGUCACCAAAUUCAUAUGCGCUUGGAAGUUACCGGCAAUUGGGGAGUCGCUGUACCUGCUGGAGGCAGUGUUCGACGCCCUGCUCCACUGCAAGGUCGUCACACCGAAGGUGGCGCUGCAAUGGUUGGAGAACAUUCCGGACGACGUCCCCGAUAGAGUUGGCGUUAUUAUACAGGCCGCUGUGUGCAAGCACGGCGGUAAAGGCGUGUGCAACAGCAUACUCUUGCAUGGAAGCCCGCAUGACAAACGCGCACUCAUAUAUUUGCAGCUGCUGCCGUGGAAGAAGUGGUUGCUUGGCGAAGCGCUAGAGGCAGGCGCCGGAGCGUCCGCACACGAGUCUGACGGCGACGAUGAGGAAGAAGAAGAGGAGGACAUAGACAUCGAGGCGUUAGUACCGAAGCCUGUGCGAAUUUCCAAAACCGUGGCGUUCUAA
Messenger RNA from Babesia bigemina, 1749 nucleotides. RefSeq lists its product as hypothetical. The record is from RefSeq and is a predicted model, not a curated record. The transcript has 2 exons. The coding region runs from base 1 to 1749 and encodes 582 amino acids. NCBI's taxonomy places the organism in Eukaryota, Apicomplexa, Aconoidasida, Piroplasmida, Babesiidae.